AUUUUUCUGUGUCAGUGUCAGCGCCGUGACUCUUGGAGGUGUGGAGGUGACAGAAUCAUCGGAAUUGGAGAAAAAAAUCAUUCGACAUAGACGAAGAAUCGUACAGGUCUAUAUCAUUUCAUAAACAUAAAUAUAAACGGUGUAAUCAUGCAUAUCUUGGCCAAUUAUCUCUGACAAUCUGAAGGGAAGAAAAAAAUAUAUAUAUAAUUAUUAUUAAUUAAGAACAAAAAAACACCUAUCAAAGGAAUCACAGAAAAAAAGAUAGAAAUAUGUUAAAUCUGUUGCUGAGUUGGCCGAUGGGCGUCUCUGUGGCGGUGAUAGCAGGGUGGCUGUCGUGGUGGUUCCUCCUGCGACCCACGCCCAUCCCGCCCGCCGCCGCCCACCCCUACGCCCGGCCCUCCGUUUUCUAUCCACUCAAGGUCCUCGUUUUCUAUUGCCUGGUGAAGUUCAGGAAGCGGACGGCCGGUUCUCCUGGCGAUGCGGGUUACGGCGCUAAGUCCCAUGACCGGGUCGACCUCAUGGAGCGACCCCAGCCUCUCGCUCCCGCUCCUAAGGCCAUCGACGCCGUCUUCUUCUCCGGCCACGCCAGCGACGGCUGGGGCGUCAUCCUCGCCAUGGAGCGCCGCCCCUCGAGGCUCACCUCCACCCUCGUCUACCUGAGGGUGCCCGGGGUCGGCUCCUGGUGGCGCCCGCCCACCCGGACACCAUCGCCUUCCGGGGGGCGGAGGACGAGCAGCGCUUCGAGGCGGGGGGCGUCGCCAUCGAGGCCGAGACGCCCAUUAUCAUCAAUUGUGCAACAGUAUGAGAAAAGCAAUAAUAUCUCGGACCAGCUAGGGACAACAGAACAGCGCUACGACCAGCCCGAAGGAGAGCUUUUCGACGUGAAACUGGAUCUGCUGUGGUCGUCCGAUUUGCCUCACUUCGACUACGACUCCGACAUGGACGUCCUGACGACCGCCAAGGCCUUCGCGCUGGAGACCUGGACCAAGGAGUACUUCGAGAGCCUGAAGGAGCACCACCAGACCACUACGAGCAGAUGGGGCGACUCAACGGCACGGCCCACGCCUAACGGGAGCGACACACGACCUCUCCCCCCCUCCUUCAGGGGAAACUCCGUGAAGUGGCGUCUGAUGCACCGAUACGUCUUCCACCACAUCUUUCUCGACGACGGUUCCAUGGGCGUCGUGGGCGUGGUCUGCCAGCCUUCCACGUGCUCCAGGUUGGUGCUGGGUCACUGGUGGACGCGAGUGGGGGAGGGCGCCCCCGUGACCUGCGUUGACCUCCAGCUGCACGAGCACGGCGAGGGGGGCACGCCGCCUAAGGACUAUGCGUUCACCUUCACUGCAGGCGGCGUGGAUCGCGUCGUUGAGGUCCUCGUGGAAGAGUCUCCGGAGCACUUCCUGGGCUGGGACUGGAGGCGCGCAUGGUGGAGACAUGGGUCAAGUACCGCGUGAACGGCUCGCCAGGAAAGGGGAUUUGUGAAUGGAACUACCAGCACCUCGGCGGGAGACCCAAGGCCCUCAAUGACGGAGACCCCGAGUGGACGAGGCCCUAUCGCGCCAAGUAUCUCGCCGCUUAACGGGAGGGCCGAGCGACGCCGUUUCCCUUCGUCGUUGGAGUGAUUGCCUGUUGCAUGCCUUCCGUUGACAGCUGUUUAUG
This is a messenger RNA of Penaeus vannamei (Pacific white shrimp), 1659 nucleotides long. The record is from RefSeq and is a predicted model, not a curated record. NCBI's taxonomy places the organism in Eukaryota, Metazoa, Arthropoda, Malacostraca, Decapoda, Penaeidae.